AUGGCAGCACUCCGUCUUCGUGAAUCGGUCAUCGAGGCAAAGCAAAAGCUGGCCAACGGCCGAGAGAAACUCAAACGGCAGCACGAAGCGGGAACUCCCGGCGUGCAACUGUGCGCCCAAAUUACGGAUUGCUUCGAUGGGAUUAUUCUCGAUCUGGUCAACGCCGCCGCGGACGACGUCCCUGGUUUUACGCCGGAGCGUGUGUUGUCCAACAUUGCUGUCGUUCCGCAUGGUGGAUAUGGACGUCGUGAUACGGCCCCCUACUCCGACAUCGACUUGAUGGUGCUGCACGCACCGACGUUUCGUGAACCCGCCAUUCAGUUUACCAAGCGGCUUCAGCAAGACGUCUUUGAUGUUGGGCUAAUCCUAGGGCACAGCCUGCGUACGCCAUCCCAGGCAAUCUCGGCGGCGCUUUCCGAUGCGACUAUUUUCACGUCGCUCGCCGAAAACCGUUACUUGGCAGGUAGUGUCGGGCUGUUCCGUGAUUUUGCCGAGCCAUUUCGCCGCAAAGCGAGACGUAGCUACCGUGGAUUGUUUCACGCGAUCAUGAAGGCUCGCGACGAGGAACGUCAGCAGUAUGGCGAAAUCGUGCACUUGCUGGAGCCGAACAUUAAACGUUCCAGCGGAGCCUUGCGUGGCAUUCAGAUGGUGCGCUGGCUCGGCUUUGCCAAGUUUGGUGAAAACGAACUCGACUCAUUAAACCGCCUGGGGGCGAUUUCUGACCGAGAUCGCAAGAUCCUGCGUGAUGCCAGGGAGUACCUGUUGCGGUUGCGUAACGAGCUCCAUUUUCAUGCUGGCAAGUCCUCCGAUCUACUCGAUCGGGCCGAGCAGAUCCGCAUCGCGGAAAUGCACUUUAUCGCUUCGAUUCGCCCUCAGUCGGUCGUAACGACCCUGUUGGGGCCAAUCAUGACGCGACGCGUUGAUCGUGAUUUUCACGUUGGGCCGUACCGCAUCAGCACUUCGCGCCGCUGGAAACAGCAUCGUGCUGGACAGCUCGAUCAAGUGUUGGAACUGAUGAUCGCUGCCAGCCGCUUCGAGCGCCAAAUCGAUCAUCCAACGUGGGAGGUCAUUCGCGCCCGGUUCCAAGGCCAAGGCGAAAUCGAGAUGACCGAGGCAACCCGCAAGGCGUUCUUAACGCUCCUUUCCGAGCCUGGUCGACUAGGGCAAUUGCUACGCCGCCUGCACGAGUUGCGGCUGUUAGAGAAGAUCGUCCCUGGCAUGGCGCAUGCUCGUUGCUUGCUGCAAUUCAAUCAGUAUCACAAGUACACCGUCGAUGCCCACUGCAUUAAAACGGUUGAAUGUGCGACCGAAUUUUUGGAGCGAGAAGAUACGCUGGGGGCUGUCUGUCGAUCGAUCAAGAAGCGUUGGCUGCUGCAUCUUGCAUUGCUCAUUCAUGAUCUCGGCAAAGGCUUUCCGGAAGAUCACAGUAUUGUCGGGGCGGAAAUUGCCGGCGAAGUGGCCGAUCGUUUUUGGCUUUCGCCGCAAGACAAAGAAACGCUUGUGCACCUGGUACGUUAUCACCUUUCGAUGUCGCACCUAGCGUUCCGACGCGAUACAUCGGACGAACAACUGGUCCUGCGGUUUGCCAUGGAAAAUGGUCCUGCCGAGCGGAUGAAGAUGUUGUUCGUGCUGAC
This is a messenger RNA of Symbiodinium sp. CCMP2456, 1634 nucleotides long. The record is from the annotation of a GenBank genome assembly. Lineage: Eukaryota; Dinophyceae; Suessiales; Symbiodiniaceae.